Molecule: messenger RNA, 1680 nt
Organism: Fusarium subglutinans
Lineage: Eukaryota; Fungi; Ascomycota; Sordariomycetes; Hypocreales; Nectriaceae
Product: dimethylaniline monooxygenase
Exons: 2
Coding region: 1-1680 (559 amino acids)
Source: RefSeq, a predicted model, not a curated record
AUGUCAGAAUCAUAUGACUUGGUCGUCAUUGGCUCUGGUUGGUUCGGCCUCGGUGCCUCAAAAGCCUACAUUGAAACGCACCCUGAUGAGAAGGUUGCCAUCCUCGAAGCAAAUGACUCCAUUGGAGGAACAUGGUCGGCCAACAGACUGUACCCAGGUCUCAAGUCCAACAACAUGAUUGGGACCUAUGAGUUUCCUGACUUUCCCAUGAGCAAAGACAUAUACGGCGUGGAGGAGAAUGAUCACAUUCCUGGCAAGGUUCUGCACAAGUAUCUCACUGAUUAUGCCCGCAACCAUGGCAUACUUGAGAGAACCCAAUUCAACAGCACAGUCAGUCAGGCAGAGCAGACCAGUGAUGAUAGCUGGAAACUUACCGUGACAAGCCCACAAGGUGAACGUCAAAUCAAAGCAAAAAGAAUAGUUGUCGCCACUGGCCUCACUUCCACCCCCAACAUGCCUUACUUUGAAGGCAGCGAGAGCUUUGGCAAGCCUCUGUUCCAUGCCAAAGAGUUUUGCUCUCGAGCCGAUGAAGUCAAGGACGUCAAGAAUGCCAUUGUUGUCGGUGGUGCCAAAUCUGCCUAUGAUGUUGCAUACGCCAUGGUUGAUGCGGGAGCUCAGGUUGAUCUAAUUGUCAAGCCCGAGACCAACGGCCCUGUGUGGAUUGCGCCUCGCUGGGUGACGCCCCUUAAGGCUCGUAUUGACAAGACCUUGACUGUUCGCUUCAUGACAUGGUUUGCCCCCUGCCCUUGGGGCCACGAAGAUGGCUUCGGUGCGAUCCGGCGAUUUCUUCACGGUACGGCGAUUGGACGCAUGUUUGUGCGCUCAUUUUGGAGAUCAAUGGGCAACGACGUUUUGAACCAGAUCAAUUACGAUAAUCACCCAGAGACAAAGAAGCUGAAGCCGUGGUAUGACGUCUUCUGGAUUGGCAGUGGUCUCAGUAUCCUCAACUUCAACAAGGAUUUUUUUGACUUGGUCCGUGAUGGAAAGAUCCGCGUCCACAUCGACAACGUCAAGCGUCUUGAGCCCGGCCAAGUUCUUCUAGAGUCCGGGAAGAAGCUCAAGGCAGAUAGCAUGAUCUGUUCUACAGGGUGGAAGAAGGAAUCUCUGGUCAAGUUUUCCAAUCUCGGCGAGCACGCUUUUGGUCUACCGUUUGGGCCCAAGGAGCAGGCUCAGCUCAACUCUGAGUUCGACGCCCGCGUGAAGAAGCAGUUCCCUCAGCUCAAGCAGCAGCCUAAGCUUCGCUCUCCUCCUCGCCCCAACGCGGAGCCUCUGCGGAACUACCGCUUCAUAGUCCCUCCUGCGUUCCUUAGCAAACGCAACAUUGCCUUUGCCGGCAUGAUCUCGUCAGUUACAACUGCGGUCUGUGCUUCGAUGCAGGGAGUGUGGAUCACCGCUUAUUUCGACAACAAGUUGGUUCGAGAAAGUAAGUCUCAGGAGGAUAUCACAAACGAAGUCAUGAUGCACACUCAGUGGGGUAAAUGGCGCUACCCUGCUGGAUAUGGAGCGAGCCUGCCUGACUUUGUCUUUGAAGGUGUUCCUUAUGUUGAUAUGCUGCUCAAGGACCUUGGCGUCAAGAAUCGUCGCAAACCGUCCUUUUACGCUGAGCUGACAUCCCCGUACACUCCUCAGGAUUACAAUGGCGUCAUGGAUGAGUACAGGAAGCGUGUACAGGCUAAAUGA